Messenger RNA from Ectocarpus siliculosus, 5271 nucleotides. NCBI's taxonomy places the organism in Eukaryota, Phaeophyceae, Ectocarpales, Ectocarpaceae. The record is from the annotation of a GenBank genome assembly.
AUGGCGGAGGAGGAGGAGGAGUGGAGAAGCGAGGGCACUCAGCUAGAGCAAGAAACUUGUGAUGACGGGGAUGAUGACGACACUGUGACGGAGGGCGGAGACAGCGGAAACGAGUCUGAGGACGACCAAGGCGACACUCAAAUCGCGGCGCAGGACACUGACCUGGACGCAGCUGGUGGCGCAACCGCCGAGAGCAACGCGGCUGCGCGCGCCAUGAACGUUGCUUUCGAAGAAGAGUCAGCCAGUGCAUCACGUGGUGCCGCGGGCGGUGGUGCUGGCGGCGGAGGGGGUGCGGGAGGAGAGGAAAACGAGCAAUGUGAGCCAACGCAGCCGACACAGGUUGAUAGCCCCGACGCCCCAGCCCCCCCACCCACCGCCGCCCUCGACAACCAGGAGCAGGAUUUGGAGGAUACCAUGUCGCGCAACCCCGCGUCGUUGGGAGCAAUGGCAGAGGAUGAAGCGGCGCUGACAAUCGAUCCCGCCCCCCAGCCGAAGCAGCAGGCGGUAUCGCCAGUCCCUCAAGCAGCCGGUCGUGCCUUGGUGGCGUGUGCGGCGGACCGGCGUAGGACGCCUUCCCCGCUGCGCAGAGCCGGCCGUGGCAGCGGCGUGCUGCUGCUGGCGGGCGGCGGCGGCGGGGGGGCUGCUGGUGGGCACGGGGCGGCGGCGGGAGACAACGAAGCAGGGACGAGCUCCGGCUUCCUGAGCUCGGCGGAGCCGUCGGCGAAGGCGGCCCGGGCCCGAGCCGCUCUCCCCUUGUCGUCGUCGUCUUCGCCGCAUCCCCUGCCCGAAGGCUGGCUGGACAAAGAGCUCAGCGUUGGUGCACCAGCAGCAUCAGCAACAGGCGAGCCCCAAGCGAAACCGCCGAAGAGUAAGAAGAGUGUGCGGCGUGAGCAUGCAACGAAGGGGAAGGGCGCUGGUGCUUCGACGCUUGCAGCCGCCGCCCCGGUGAAGCAAGCGCCCCCCAAGAAGCCAUCGCCGGCCAAGGCCAUCGCUGGCCGUGGCGGCUGGAUACGCACCAAGGACGAUGACAACGGACUCGCCGCCGCCCUCGACGCUCGGGAAGGAUCGGCAUCGCAGAACAUUCUCGCUAUCGGGGUGCCGGAGGAGCGUCGCGUGGUGGGCGCUGCUGCCCGUGCCGGUGCUACCGCCGAGAUGGAUGAUGACGGGGAUGACGAAGACGAGGACGGAGAUAUUUUUUUGACAGGCAUCGGAGGAACGACGGUAGACUCGCAGGAAUUCAAGGCCGACGAUUUUUCGCAGAUCAGGAAGGGCUGCUCGCAGGAGAAGAACGAGUUCGACCGUUUGCUGGACGACGAGAUAGCUGGCGCAGCGGCCACCGGGCAGGGUAGGGAGGAGCUGAAGCAGGGCACAGGCGACGGCGGGGAGGAGCUCCCUCCGGCAUCCAACGGCGGUGGAGCAUCCACGUCCGGCAAACGCAAACGGAUGAGGGUGAGCUCGCAAAUUGCAGAGGGGGAAGGCGGCGGAAGCGGCGGCGGCGCUGUGGGGCGAAAGGGAGCUUCCGGUUCUCGCACACCUGGCGCCUACAUGGGCGCCUCGGCAUCAUUAUCGAGUUCGAAGAAGCGAGCGUUGCCGAGGUCUCUGGGGGUCACGAACCAGCGGGAACCAAACAUUUUCGACAUGAAUAGUGACGACGAAAGUAGUGACGGCGGUGGGGGAGUGGUCGGUCGGCCCACGAUGUCGCAGCAGUCCGAUCGUCGCCGGGCCUCCAAGAAGAGCACUGGCGCCAAUCGCGGCAAGGGGAAGAACAAGGCAAAGGCCCCGAACCCCGCCGACAACCUAGGGCCCCCGCGGAGGGUUGCUGCUGCGGCUUGCGAGGAGAAGGUUAGGGAGGAGGAGGAGGAGGAGGAGGAGGAGGAGUCUGUCGGUGUCGACGUGCGGGACUUGCAUACUGAUGACGACGAUGACGACGACGACGACCAGGUGGUGAUGACCACGCAGGAGCUUCGGACGGAGAGAGCGAUGGCGGCCAUCCGGAAGGACACCACCCCUGUUUCGGCGGAGGAUGAAGAGAAGGAGGAGGAGGAGGAGAACGAGGAGGAGGAGCAAGAGGAAGAGGAGGGGGGGCGGGGGCACCAAGACGGAGGGGAAGAGGAGGCAAAGGCAGUGGGCAAGGGGGACAAGGAUGAAAAAGAGGUUGUGGGAGAGGGAGACGAGGAAAUGAAGAAUAGGGAGAAACGUGCAAGGAGAGGGGAAGGUGCCGAUGCGGACAAGUCGUCUGAGGUCGACGGGCGAGCGAAUAUCGGGGCGGCGGGUGACAAAGGUCUCGUUGCGGCUGCUGACGGCGGCGUGAAGUCCCCUGAGUGGCUGACGUACAAGGCCAUGAUUUCGUUUCUUGACGUCGAGGGCUGGAAGUGCGUUCUCGGCAAGGGUCUCCAUACGUGGUUUUAUCUGUUGCCCGGCAAGAAGGGGAGGAACGGGAGGUACGGGUUGGAUUUCCUGGUCUCCGAGGAGGAAGUCGUCCAGCACGUGCGCUGCGACCAGCCGGCCCUCUCCCGUUACGAGGCGUUUCUUAAGGCGGAGGCCAAAGCGGCAGCGGCAGCGGCAGCGGCAGUAGAGGCACCCCCGCCCACAAGCAGCGUUGGAGCGACGGCUGAGCGUGUGGACGAUAGCUGCCCCGGUGACGGCGGUACUGGUAGUGGUGGCGGGCGGCGGAGUGCCGACGGCCCCGUCAAGGCUAGACCUCGGCGCGGCAAGAGCAGCGACGGGGGGGGGGGCAUCGCGGGCUCGAGCGCGGAGGCCAACGUCGACUCUGCUGCCUCGCCUGCUGGUGCUCCCUGCGGUGCCGCGCCCGCCGCCCGUCCCGCCACCAUGCAAAGGAAUAGCCGCGGCAACGGGCGAGGGAGUGCCCAAGCUGGUGGGCGGCAGACGGCCGAGGGGCCGGCGCCACAGGAGCUGCCGCCGAACGCUGCGGGAACCAAGCCGGGCUCCGGCACCGGGGAGGCCGCCCAAACUGCUUCCACGAAACGGCGAGCCGGUCACGGCAGGAGGAAAGGAAGCGGCCAGACCGGCGACGGGGGACAGAAGAGCGGCGAGCCCGCUGGUUGCGACAAGCCUGCUGCUCGAGGGCGGUCGCAAGGUGCGGUGGAUUGGGUGCAGAAGUGGCGGGACGACUGGCCGAAGCUCCAGGAAGAUGGGUGGCACUGGGCGUACGGGAACGGGGUCGUGGAUGGGUGUGUCUACCUCAAGUCUGGCGCCACGAAGAAGACCGGCAGGCUGGGCGUCGACAUGUUCUAUUCCAGGCAGUCUGUCCUCGAGCACGUCCUCGAGUCCGUCCCUAAACAAGCAGAUCCCCCCGUGGGUGGUGCCGCGGAGCCUCCGGUCGAGAACGGGGGGGGCAAAGCUGACGUCGAUGGCAGGGACGACAACGGGCCCUUCGUCGAGUGGAGCUUGGGGCUGCACAGGGUGCGGAGGCAAAAGGUCCAGCGGACGGAUUCAGGGGACAUGACACCGCCGGACGCGCCCCCAGUCGAGGCCAUGAGCCUGCCAGGCCGGGCGGGCGGGCGCAGAGGCGUCCCGUCUCCGCCCUCCGCAAAGAAGUCUUCGGCUGGGAAACCCGCUGGGCAGAAACAAGCCGGUAGCCGUGAAACCGCGCCCCGAGGACAAGAAGGCAGCAAGCGCGGGCGAGGACGCCCCCCUACCAACCCCGAAGGAGACGACGCGGCGCCUGGCCCUGCGACGAAGCGGGGGAGGGUCGGCGUCGCGAAGCGGUCGUCCAGGAAGCCUCGUGGUGGCGGCGAGGGCAGCGAGCAGGGCCUAGAGAUGGGAGGCCCUUUCUCCGGGCUGGGUGUUGUCCUCACGGGCCUUCGGGGCGAAAUGCGGAGCGAGCUCGAGGCCAGCGUUACGAAGCUGGGGGGGAAGGUGGUCAAGGUCGCCGGCGGCAAGGUUUCCGACGAUGACGGCUGGCUAAGCUGGAUACUCGAGGAAGUCAGGCAGAGCGUGGCAGGCGGCAGGGACCCUAAAAUAGGAGCCGAAGUGGGGGGCAUGCCCAACGGCGACAAGCCCACCCCCCCGCUGCGCCGGAUGAUAACGGUGGCUACCCCGGACAGCGACCGUACCCACAAGUUCCAGCUCGCGCUGGCUGCGGGGAUGCCCAUCGUGCACCCCUCCUGGGUGGGCGCGUGCUCCAGCGUGGCGACCGUCAUCCCUCCUCUGGGGUAUAUAUUGCCGCUGGGACGGUCGGCGCUCGGAGACCGUGGGUUGCUCAUGCCUCCCGUCGGGUCGGCUCGAGGCCGGCCGUUCCAGGGCAAGAACAUAAUCUUUUGCGGGGACGGGCUGGACGGCGGGAAGAACGCCGUGGAUAACUGGGUGUUCUCCUUGACCGUUGCGGGCGCCACCGCGAUAGUACUGCACGAGGGCGGCGGCGGCGGCGGCGGCGGCGGCGGCGAUAGGAAGAACGCCGGGGCGGCGAGCCCGGGGACGGAGGCGGGCCAGUGCACCCUCGAGGGCGCCCUGAAGCUGGUCAAGGAUGGCCAGGUUUUCUGCGUGAUCGGUCCUAAGAGCGCCGACGGUGGUUCGGCCUCGGCGUCGACGGCGGCGGUGGAGGAGGCCGCCGAAGUAAUGGGCACGCCCGCGGGGAGCCUGGAGUGGGCCACCCAGUGCAUUAUCCACGGCCGGCUGCUGCUCCCGAACGCCGGAACGUGUCCGUGGUUUCCACUUGGCGGUAGCGGCGGUGGCGGUGGCGGUGGCGGUGGCGGUGGCGGUGGGAGUGGGAGUGGCGCUGGCGGUGGAGGCGGCAGCAGAGACAAGAAGGGCAAGGGUCGUCAACGGGCUAGGCGCGGCAAGGGCGGUCGAGGUGCAGCCAAAGGGGACGUAGGCACAUCGGGUGAGGCAGACCCCUUCUACGUGCACCUGUCGGGCGGCAAGAGGUACGUCGCUGGGGACUAUGUGUUUCUCCGUGAGGACAAGAGAGCGGCGAUGUCCAGCAACGGCGGUGGGGCGGACGCGGGGACUGGGGGCGGGUCGCGGGCGGCGGCGGCUGGUGGAACCGCCGCCGACGUUCCUCCGGCGGUGGCACGCGUUGUUUCGUUUCGGCGGGAGGCGGGGGGGAAGGUGAAGGUGACGGUGACCCCGAUGAAGCGUGGCGACGGUCCCAAGAUCUUGGUUGCUCCCGGCGGAGAGAAAGGGGAGGAAGAGGAAGAGUUGGACGAUGAUGUGCUCGGGGGCCGCGUUCUCUUACUGCCCAAGGAGCACAUGACGAAGGCCAACCACUACGCCUUUAACGACAGUACCAUUUAUUUCCUCCCGUAUUAG